Messenger RNA from Salarias fasciatus (jewelled blenny), 1782 nucleotides. RefSeq names its product WAS/WASL-interacting protein family member 2-like. NCBI's taxonomy places the organism in Eukaryota, Metazoa, Chordata, Actinopteri, Blenniiformes, Blenniidae. Bases 231 to 1763 code for a protein of 510 amino acids. Gene Ontology annotation, molecular function: actin binding. The transcript is spliced from 8 exons. The record is from RefSeq and is a predicted model, not a curated record.
GCGGUCACGUGCUCAUUGGUCACGUGACCCGUACUGCACUGACGCAGCCCGCAGCACCGAGGGGCUAGCAGCUAACGGCUAACAGCGGAGCGAACCGAACCGAGCCGGUCCCAGCAAGACCCCCGGGCCCAGGCUGCACCGCAAACCCCGGGAGGAGGCCACCGGUAUGAGCUAAACGGCGCAGAGGCGGCGCCGCUCCCAGGUGAUCAGGUGUGUGUUGUAGCAGCAGGAUGCCGAUCCCUCCUCCACCUCCUCCCCCUCCGGGAGGACCUCCUCCUCCGCCCACCUUCAGCCAGGCGAACACCGGUCCUCCCAAACUGAGUCCAGGCGAGGCCGGCGGCCGCGGCGCUCUGCUCUCGGACAUCUGCAGGGGCACCAAGCUGAAGAAGGUGGCGGUGGUGAACGACCGCAGCGCGCCGCUGCUCGACAGUAAGAGCCAAACGCCAAAGAGCCCGACACCCCCCACAGACCACCCAUACAUUCGAUUAUACCAAUACCUACAUCAGCAACACCCGCAGCCGAGCCAGCCCAGACAGCAGGGGGCGCCGUCUGAGGAACAGAAGAAGUCGGCAGCAGAUUCGAGCGCCGCCGCCAUGUCGCUGCUGGACAAGCCCAAAGGAGGCGGAGCAGCGUCGGCAGGAGCCAAUGGGAGUGGAGCGUCAAGUCCUUCAGGGUCGGCUCCACCGAUUGGAGGCCUGUUUGCAAGCGGCGUUCCCAAACUGAGGCCGGUCGGAGAUGGAUCCUCGUCACGUCCUCCCUCCACUCGGGGGGCCGCCCCCCGCCCCCCCAGCCAUCGCCCUGACGACGCAGAGAGCCCCUCCCCCCAGGCGUCGUCGCCGUUGGAAACCUCUCGCUCACAGCGCCCCUCCCUCCCCAACCUGUCUUCCUCCCCCUGCCCUUCUCCCUCCUCCCCCUCCUCUGCUGCCUCCUCCCCCUCCACUGGCAUGAAGCACUCCUCCUCCGCUCCGCCCCCACCCCCCAUGUGUCGUCGUGGUAACGCCCCCUCACCCCCCUCUUCGUCUUAUGUCAGAGAGAAGCCCCUCCCUCCAACACCCAGCAACACUCCGCCCCUCCCCUCCAAACCUCCCCCGUCUCCUGGCAACAACAGACGUCCGCCCACCUCUGGAGGAAACCCCGCCCCUUCCUCCUCGUCCUCCCUGGCCCCGCCCCCUCCUCCGUACCGCAUCACGACCAGUCCGACGGGAGGCGGCGAAUUGGCGCCCGACCUGCCGCAGCGCCAUAACUCUCUCAGCAGCAAGCGGCCCGCCCCUUCCCCGGGAGGCCACACCCCCACCAGAGGCCCCGCCCCUCCCCCCCCAGCAUCCCCCACCCUGUCCCAGCAGGGGGGCAACAGGGCGCCGGCGCCUGGCCGAGGAGCAGCUCCUCCGGUCCCCCCCCAGCCGUCUCCGGUGUCAUCCAGAGCAGGUGGACGAGAAGCCCCACCCCCUCCUCCCCCCUACAGGGCGCAUGGUAGCCCCUCGUCUUCUGACCCCCCCACCAGGGGGAAGCCUCCUCCCCCUCCCACCCGCACCCCCGCUGCUCCUCCCCCGCCUCCUCCUCCUCUGCGAAAUGGACAUUCCUCCUCCUCCUCCUCCUCCUCCAUCCCUCGCUCCUUCGUUGAUGAUUUUGAGUCCAAGUAUUCGUUUCAUCCUCUGGACGACUUUCCUCCUCCAGAUGAGUACAGGCACUUCACCAAGAUCUACCCCAGCAGGGCCAACAGAGUGUUGAGAGGAGCUCCUCCACUGCCUCCUGUGGGGAGGUGAAGACAGGAGAACCAGCAGA